AUGUCCGACACCAAGAUCCAAGAUCUCCUCAACAAGCCACGGAGUGAGCUGACUGAAUACGAAGUCUCUGUGCUCGAAGAACAUGAACUUACUACCGGCCCUCUUUCCAUCCUCCAAACUGCUACCCGAUCUCACUCUCAAGUCCUGAUCUCAUGUCGCAACAACCGCAAGCUUCUCGCGCGUGUCAAAGCUUUCGAUCGCCAUUGUAACAUGGUUCUAGAGAAUGUCAAGGAGAUGUGGACUGAGAAACCCAAGGGUGGCAAGGGUAAAGGCGUCAACAAAGAUCGGUUUAUCAGCAAGAUGUAA
Molecule: messenger RNA, 306 nt
Organism: Arthroderma uncinatum
Lineage: Eukaryota; Fungi; Ascomycota; Eurotiomycetes; Onygenales; Arthrodermataceae
Product: small nuclear ribonucleoprotein Sm D2
Exons: 3
Coding region: 1-306 (101 amino acids)
Biological process (GO): RNA splicing; spliceosomal snRNP assembly
Cellular component (GO): U5 snRNP; U2 snRNP; U1 snRNP
Molecular function (GO): RNA binding
Source: RefSeq, a predicted model, not a curated record